Messenger RNA from Triplophysa dalaica, 2360 nucleotides. It is a transcript of the gene slc35b1, whose product is annotated as solute carrier family 35 member B1. Gene Ontology annotation, molecular function: UDP-galactose transmembrane transporter activity; UDP-glucose transmembrane transporter activity. Gene Ontology annotation, cellular component: Golgi membrane; endoplasmic reticulum membrane. The record is from RefSeq and is a predicted model, not a curated record. Bases 544 to 1533 code for a protein of 329 amino acids. The transcript has 9 exons. Gene Ontology annotation, biological process: UDP-galactose transmembrane transport. NCBI's taxonomy places the organism in Eukaryota, Metazoa, Chordata, Actinopteri, Cypriniformes, Nemacheilidae.
AGACUCGUUGAAAAUCUUUGGGUCCUUUUCGUCUAGCAUAUCUGACGCGUCAAUAAAAACACUUAUUAGUGUGUGCAAGCAGCACUUACCACUUAGGUUUUCUAAAUGUCCAUCAUAGACGGUUAAUAUAGCGCGAAUCGUACAAUAUUUAACAGUAAAUAAUAGACCUAAAUGCUUGUGUACUCUCAAGUUAAUAGCGAGCACCUUCAUCAAUGAAGAUGCCCAUGUUCGUGCACAUCUAGCGUUAGUGCAUGGCACACGGGCACUACUUUCCUGUCUGUUAAUACAUUAAUAAUCAUAUUGUGUAACAAGUCAUUAGGGAGAUUUGUUUAUUAUUGUUGUUGCACGACGCUAUAUGUAACUUAAUAUCCCAGAAAGGAGAGUCUCGUCAUCAGUCGAGAGAAGAAGGGGUGACUUAAGUUAGCUCGGGUCACGUAAUCGUUAGGGCCGUUGGUCGCCGGUAGAGUGGAUAGGGACGCAGGAUCGCGGGGUACGGGGAGCGGAGCGGUGUCCGUGUCCAUACCAAGACUGCUUGACGACAGCAUGGCCACCGGCAAGGGGGAGAGCAAAGCGUCUCUUUUGCAGAACGAACGGCUCCGAUUCAUCGUGUGUUUCUUUGGCGUGUUCGUGUGCUACUUUUACUAUGGAAUACUGCAGGAGACAAUCACACGAGGAGACUACAGUCAUGCAGGGAAGACGGAGAAAUUUCAUUACGCCACCACACUAGUCUUCAUCCAGUGCAUCAUAAAUGCUGCUUUUGCCAAAAUUUUAAUAUUGUUUUUCGAGGGCUCAAGGCAGGACCAUACAAAAAGCUGGCUCUAUGGCUUGUGCUCUCUGUCUUACCUGGGUGCCAUGGUGUCCAGCAACUCUGCACUGCAAUAUGUCAACUACCCCACACAGGUGUUGGGGAAAUCUUGUAAACCAAUCCCAGUAAUGAUUCUAGGUGUCACAAUCCUGAGAAAAAGAUAUCCCAUGGCGAAAUAUCUAUGUGUGUUUCUGAUCGUCACUGGGGUCGCGCUCUUCCUCUAUAAACCCAAUAAGGGCUCCACCACAUCAGAUGAGCAGACAUUUGGCUUUGGAGAAAUGCUGCUGCUGCUGUCUUUAACUCUGGAUGGGCUGACAGGUGUUUCUCAGGAUCACAUGAGGGUGCGGUUUCAGACCGGUGCCAAUCACAUGAUGUUGAAUGUCAACCUCUGGUCCACACUAAUCUUAGGAAUAACUGUGCUGUGGACAGGUGAAGUGUGGGAGUUUUUGACAUUUACUGAACGGUAUCCUGGCAUCAUCUCUAAUAUCCUCCUGUUUGGUUUCACCAGUGCUCUUGGACAGACCUUCAUCUUUAUGACUGUUGUGUAUUUUGGACCGCUCACCUGUUCUAUUAUCACAACAACACGGAAGUUCUUCACCAUCCUGGGUUCUGUGCUGCUGUUCGGAAAUGUCAUCAGCACUAUGCAGUGGUUUGGCACUUUACUUGUGUUCCUAGGUCUUGGACUGGAUGCCAAAUUUGGAAAGACUCCCAAGAAGACGACACAUUAAAGACCUUCUGCACGAGGACUCCCACAAAUGUAGAAAUGUAUUCUCUUAACACUACCGCACUAAUUUCAUCCGUGGUUUACUGCAGAUAUUUAAUUUUUAGCACUCAAAAUAUUGUUAUUAUGCUGAUGUUCUGAACAUUUAAUUAUGGGAUAUAUUUGCCCUUCAUCUCUCAAAAUGGUAUCCAUAGUAACAAAGAGAAAGUGCAGACUACAUUGUGUCUGUGUCUAAUCAUAAUCUGUCAUGCUGAAAUUUUGAAGAAAUAUCAAAAUAGAUAAGGGUUGGAGGAAGAUCCUCUAUGAAACCGUAGCUUGAAAAGUGCGCACGGCACAGCUUGAUUGUACUUCCUGGAACACUCCCAGUGAGACAACCAUUGAAUUUUUAAGUACCCAGAUUCUUUUGACACAUAUAAAUAUACCUCCCAGUCAGAUUAGAAAUAAAACAGGCGGGCUCUGCUUUAAUGAUAGUCUUAAUUUAGGCAGUGGAUUCUGUUUAACAUCUGGUUAUUGUCAAUGCAUUCCACAGGAAGUGUUUUUGUGUGUGUGUGUGGUGUUUACAUUGUGUAUGAAAUACACAAACAUCAUUUACAGACGGUGGGAGGCUGUUAACUAAAGUUUACAGUCAGACCUGUAUAGAUUUUCUUUGUCAAAACAUGACAUCUGGUAUGAAAAGCCAUGUUUAUAUUCACAUCCUGAGUAAUGCAGCUCAUGUUUCUUGUUUGCGCAAAUAAGCAAAUGUUUAGAAAGUUCACAUUUUUUACACAAAAAAAGAUCUCAUCUCUAUUAUACUGUGUCUUUACGUCAGAAUAAAAAUCAUAUUUUAUAAAUGAA